Ectocarpus sp. CCAP 1310/34 is the source of this 2285-nucleotide messenger RNA. The record is from the annotation of a GenBank genome assembly. NCBI's taxonomy places the organism in Eukaryota, Phaeophyceae, Ectocarpales, Ectocarpaceae.
CGUCGAGCCUGACGAAGGACAUGAACUCUUCCGAAGACCUCUACCGGGCCAACUCCAUCCGGGUGCUGUCGCGCAUCAUCGACGCAACGAUGCUAGGGGCCAUCGAGAGGUACCUGAAGCAGGCCAUCGUGGACAAGAACUCUCUGGUGUCGAGCUCGGCCCUCGUGUCCGGCAUCCUCCUCUAUAAGAUCAGCCCUGAAGUGGUUCGCCGGUGGGUGAACGAGGUCACCGAGGGCGUGAGCUCCCAGCACGAGAUGGUGCAGUACCAUGCCCUGUCGCUGCUCUACCAGAUCAAGGCCCACGACAAGCUCGCCGUGUCCAAGCUGUUCCUGGAGAGCUCCCUGCGCCACCGGUCCGACAUGGUGAUGUACGAGGCGGCCCGGGCUAUCUGCAACCUCCCUGGGGUGGAGAUGAACGACCUCUCCCCCGCCAUCAACGUGCUCCAGAUGUUCUUGACCUCCGUGAAGCCCGCUCUCAAGUUCGGGACGAUGCGCACUCUGAGCGAGGUGGCCGCAAAGUACCCCAUGAGCAUCCUCAAGUGCAACUCGGACAUGGAGGUGCUCAUCUCCGACCCUAACAGGUCCAUCGCCACCCUGGCCAUCACAACCCUGCUUAAAACGGGCUCCGAGGGGUCGGUGGACCGGCUGAUGAAGCAGAUCUCCUCCUUCAUGAACGAGAUCGCCGACGAGUUCAAGAUCGUUGUCGUUAAGGCUAUCCGUCAGGAGAUGUCUCUAUUUCACCUUUGCGACUUCAUCGAGGACUGCGAGUUCACGGCCCUGUCGACGCAGAUCCUCAGCCUCGUGGGGGAGCUGGGCCCGUCCACGUCGGCUCCCGCUCGAUACAUCAGAUUCAUCUACAACAGGGUUAUCUUGGAGAACGCGGCGGUACGCGCCGCCGCGGUGCCCGCCCUCGCCAAGUUCGCCGCCAGGCUGCCUUCCCUCAGACCCUCCAUCCGCGUGCUCAUCAAGCGCUCGCUGCUGGACGAAGACGACGAGGUCCGCGAUCGGGCGACGGUAGCGCUAACCCUCCUGGGCGACAGCGACGGGGAGGACGAGGCCGGUGCCGAUGCCCUCGUGGAGGGGGGGCACGGCGCAGAGGAAAUUAAGGGGGAUGGGCCGUCCACCACGGGGCCCCCUCUGGGGAAGCAAACCACGGCUCACCUGCUUCUUGAGGCCCUCCCGAUGAGCUUCUCUUCCCUGGAGAAGGCGGUGAAGGCCUACCACCAGCACAUGCCGGCCACAGCCGGGCAGCCUCUCGUGCUAUCGUCGCUCCCCGUAGUGGAAGAAGUGGCCGCGCCCACCGGUAUCGUGGCCAAGGGUGCCGGCAAGGACGGUCGAUCGGGCUCUGCCUCGGCGGCGGAGGUGGCACCGAACGACCCCGCUGAGCACAUCUACAAGGUGCCGGAACUGGAGAGGCUCGGACGCGUGUUCCGUUCGACCACGCCGGUCGAGCUGACCGAGUCGGAGACCGAAUACGUCGUCCGCUGCGUGAAGCACAUCAUGGACGGUUACGUGGUGCUCGACUUCACCAUUUCCAACACCAUCGAGGAGCAGAUGCUGCGCAACGUGACGGUCGAGGUGGAGCAGUCGGAACCGGACCUGUACGAGGUGGAAGCGAGCGUAGCCUUGCCGGAGCUCAAGUGCGGGGACACCGGGCACGCAUACGUGGUGCUGAAGCUGGCGGAAGGCAACGCCGCCGAGCCCGCGGCCUUCUCCUGCGAGCUCAAGUUCCAGGCGUUGGAUGUGGACCCCGCGACGGGUCUGCUGGAGGGGGACGAGGACGAGGAAGGAUUCGAGGAGGAGUACCCCCUGGAGCAGCUCAACAUCGCCACGGCCGACUUCAUGGCCAAGGUGAGCCUGGGAGACUUCCGUCGGGGGUGGGAGCAGAUGGGCGCCGAGGCGGAGGUCCUGGAGAAGUUCGCGUUGGGCUUCAAGAGGCUGCAGGAGGCGGUAGCGGCGGUGGAGGACUUCCUGGGGAUGCAGACCUGCGACGGCACCGGAAGCGCGGCUGCGGGCAAGAAGGAGCACGCGUUGCACCUCUGCGGCAUCUUCGUGGGUAAUGUCCCGGUGUUGGUCAGGGCUCAGCUUAACGUGGACCCGCAGGCCGGCUGCAUCCUCAAGAUUGCGGUGCGGAGCAACCAGCCAGACGUCAGCCGAAUGGUUGCGGACUGCAUCCAGUAGUUCUCUUUCUGUAGACCGAACUAAACGCCCUUGGAUUAUUCCAUCAUGUGGACGUUGCCUGGUUCAUUUUUUCUUGUGGGGAUCCUCCGUAUCGUGACACGCGUC